CAUCUCAUCUCAUUUCACUUUACUUCUUCUUUCUUCAUCCGAACAUGCUUUGCUUCUUGUACCAUAUUACGUCAUCUUUUCUUAAGCCUACAGUCUUAUAUCUUCCUUUGUCCGUUUCGGUUUCUUUGUUUGCUACAUGGUUCGUUUUGCUGGUUCCUCAUCUCGGUACUUCGUCGCACUACUUCCUUUCCUACACUCUGCAUCCGGGCCUCCCAGACCUCCUCCUUCUCGCCAUUGCUACUGCUGCUGCUUAUCUCCGAAGCUCAAUGUAUCAUUAUUGUUGUAUAUACGUAAAUACAGCUCAUCUACAUAGAUUCCAGGAUCUGUACAGUCCCCUCUUGCAUUAUUGUUGGCGCGAAGUCAUCUGCUUCGUCAUCCUGCUCUCGCUUCCCGAUGUUUGAUCGUUAUUUGUACAGUGUUGCAUA
Messenger RNA from Somion occarium, 425 nucleotides. Lineage: Eukaryota; Fungi; Basidiomycota; Agaricomycetes; Polyporales; Cerrenaceae. The record is from the annotation of a GenBank genome assembly.